Molecule: messenger RNA, 813 nt
Organism: Protopolystoma xenopodis
Lineage: Eukaryota; Metazoa; Platyhelminthes; Monogenea; Polystomatidea; Polystomatidae
Source: the annotation of a GenBank genome assembly
AUGGAACGCGUCCAUCGGGUCAGUCUGAAGCGCCAGAAAAGUCGCUACGCCCACCAGACUGGCGGUACAGACAAUUCUCCGGAUAAAUUUCCCACCGGACAACAAUUGGAAGCAGGUCAUCUUCUGUCCAACCAAAUGAACGAGGGCCUGAUCUGUCUGAAGCACAACAGAAGCGACGCCAGUCUCGGCUGUCCGGAGCAGUCGCUUCCGGCGCCAGGAACGAGGCUGAAUGCAACUCGGUUUCGUGUUCAGGCCGUUGACUCGGGGCCGGAAAGGCUCUUAGCUCGUGGUGACCACAGCCUCGCCGAGGUCAGAGCUGCCAGUAGGCCUGGCCAUGCUCUCUCUUCGUCUGGCCUCGCGGCGUCCACCUCGUCUUUGGCCGUCUGUGACGACGUUGCCGGAAUGCCCGGCCCCGGCACUGGGGCCCUAGGAGUCGAGGAAUUGCGCGAAGAUGAGCUGAUCUCGAUGGACUGUAACGAUCGUCAGGCUGAGGACAUCAGCAACAGCCUACUUCAGAGUGCCGGCAACCCAAUUGUGGAGCCGAACCCUGAGCGCCUGUUGGCCGCCGUCGUGACCGCAGCCACAGUAGCAGUAGCGGCCAACGCCAAUGUUAACGUCAACUCCAAUGUCAACUCAAAAGCGACCUGCGGCGCCUCUCUGUUGAGAAUGCAGGCCGGACAAGAUGCUACCUCUGUUCCAGUCCUCUCGGGCAGGACGGGAAGAGCUUUCAGACAGGCGGGAAGAGGACAAAACAGCCACGAGAAUAGUCUUCUUCUCAGCCGAAAUGCCAAGGCCUUGUCAGUGGCAUGGUAG